AGUCUGUCCUUGUGACCGUCUUCAACAACAGCUAUCCAGGCCCUCCAAUGAGGCUGCGCGUUGGCGAGAGUGAGUUGCCGCCACGCAAAAACUCUCCGUAGAUGGUAGAUGAAUGAGCAAUAUCCGCUGAUCCUGUCCCUGCCACGUCGCAGCCGCCCUUGUCAACGUGACCAACGCCAUGACGGACCACAACACUACGGUGCACUACCACGGUCUCAGCCAGAAAAUGACGCCAUAUGCCGACGGGACUGUCAUCUCUCAGUGGCCGAUCGCGCCUGGCAAAUGGUUCGAAUACCAAAUCAAGCCAACCCAGGAGGACGUUGGAUCGCGCUACUACCAUGCUCACGUCGGCCUGCAGGCCAUGAGUGCUUCCGGUCCUCUCAUCAUCGAAGACGACAACCCUCCGUUCGAGUUCGACGAGGAGCGCACCGUCAUGAUCGCAGAUUGGUACAACAAGACCGAGGACGUCAUGACCAAGGGGCUGCUUGCCAAUCCUUUCGUCUGGCUUGGCAGCGCUAACCAUGUCGUCGUCAACGGUAAGGCAUACACAGGCGAAGCCGGCUGGACCGAUCCUCCGCACGUCAUCGACGUCGACUACGGCAAAACGUACCUGCUCCGAUGGAUCGGCGCGCAGGGCACUAUGUAUUACUCUGUUGCCAUUCUUGGCCACAACCAGAGGCUCGUUGAGGCAGACGGCACCUAUCUUCGGCCCCUUGGUGUCCAGACCCUCGAGUUCGGCGCUGGCCAGCGGUACGGCACGCUCCUCAAGACCAAGUCUGCGGCAGACAUCGACAGGGACAAGAAGAAUGGCUGCUACUGGGUGCGCUUGGAGGCUCAGUGGAGAAAGCCAUCGACGCACGGCUGGGCAUUGCUGCGGUAUCCUAGUUGCAAAGUCACGACUGCACGUCCGCCCACAGUCAACAACUCAGAGACCCUGCUGCCCGUCGCCAACUUUGGGUGGGUGCAGAGCGAGCUGGCCGUCCAUCCCAAAUCCAACAUUCGUGCGAUGCCUAGCGAUGCCGAAGUGACCAGGCGCCAGAUCAUUAGCAUCCAGCAAGAUCACACUUUCCCCGGCAGCUUGGGUGACGUCUGGCGCCAGAAUCAUUACGUAUACAACGAGGAGACUACCACGCGGGUACCUUACUUGAUCCAGCUCUACCUCAACAUGACCGAGAAGCCCAGCUAUACUCGCGCCAUGAACAACAGCAGCGCCACAGGCUGGGACGAGCUCAGCAAGACAUACGUCGCCAAGCAAGGCGAAGUCCUCGACAUUGUCCUGAUCAAUCGCCCGUCGUUGCUCUCGAGGCAAGUAGAGAUCCACCCCAUGCAUUUCCACUCAUCCAAAGCAUGGCACCUCGCCAGUGGCCAUGGCAACUUCAGCGACAAAGCCCUAGCUGCGGCCCGCAGGAGUGGCUACAAGAAUCCUGUACCCCGUGACACCUUCAACAUCUGGCCCGAGCCCGGCAGCUCGCUGAAUGCUACCGACAUCCUUCCUACCGGUGGAGCAGGAGGAUGGACAGUGCUCCGUUACGAGGUCACAGCGGAGGAAAGUGGCGUGUGGCCGCUGCACUGCCAUAUUUUGGCACAUCAGGUCAUGGGUAUGAGCUCGACCUUCGCCUUCGAUGUCGACGGACUGGCGUCGAGGAUGGAUGGGCACGAUCCCAACUAUCUCAUCUACGGGAAGAAUGUUAUGAGUCCGUUGAGCUUCAAGGAGCUUGGGGUCAACAAUGUCACAGCUGGCGCAAGUUGAAGAGUCGAAGUCGUUGCAGACGGAUCCCGCAGAGGCGAAGCCCAGAGGCGAAGCGCAAAGUCACAUCCCCUACGAUUGAUGAAUGAUUUGGCAAGCUUUCUGAUUCUUUGUAUAUAGAUUCGACCAUACAUAUGCGAUACCUCAGAAUACCAUCGGCCGUUCGUUUUCUCCCUCGUCGCUGGUCCCGGUGAGCUCCCCUUCGCCGUCCACGCAUCUCCGUCGACGUUCUCCAGUCUAGGCGAGCACGAGCCACCUCGCUCCGUCGAGCUUGGUCCUGGAGA
Molecule: messenger RNA, 2031 nt
Organism: Jaminaea rosea
Lineage: Eukaryota; Fungi; Basidiomycota; Exobasidiomycetes; Microstromatales
Product: Cupredoxin
Exons: 2
Coding region: 179-1750 (523 amino acids)
Molecular function (GO): copper ion binding; oxidoreductase activity
Source: RefSeq, a predicted model, not a curated record